This is a messenger RNA of Aethalodelphis obliquidens (Pacific white-sided dolphin), 4249 nucleotides long. RefSeq names its product zinc finger protein 395 (gene ZNF395). Gene Ontology annotation, cellular component: nucleus. NCBI's taxonomy places the organism in Eukaryota, Metazoa, Chordata, Mammalia, Artiodactyla, Delphinidae. The record is from RefSeq and is a predicted model, not a curated record. Gene Ontology annotation, molecular function: DNA-binding transcription factor activity; RNA polymerase II cis-regulatory region sequence-specific DNA binding. Bases 2521 to 4071 code for a protein of 516 amino acids. The transcript has 11 exons. Gene Ontology annotation, biological process: regulation of transcription by RNA polymerase II.
CGUGAGGGGGACUGGGGGUCUGAGUUGGAAGGUUCUGUUCUGUCUUGCCAUUCAGAAGAUACCACCUGGUCCUGAACAUGAAUUUGGUAAAGCAACUCGGAGGAAAUGAGGCUCCAAGGAGGAUGGGCCACUUCUUCCGCUAACCAGGAGGGUGGGAUUGGAGGUUGGAGGGAAGUAGAAUAGAAUUCACGAAGCACAUACAUUGCGGGGCUUUGAAAUGACGUUGAAUUUUGCUCUCCACUGAGACCUUCAGUCUAGAGCUGUUGUCCCCUUGUAGAUGUGCAUGGGGGAAGCAACAAGAUGAGGGGGCAGCAAGAUGAUCUAAAAGAGGAAGGAGAUUUUGGGCCUAGGGAUAGUGCCUUUCCCAGGGCCAGGUCCCUCCUAACCAGAGAGAGCCCUUGCCAGUUCCCAGGAAGCCAGCAACCAGCCCACAGAGUGGGAGCUGGGGUUUCUCCUGAGCUCUGAAUUCUGCUUUCCUGUUGCAAGGGUGACUUAGGGUGAUUUGCUGAACAAAUUCCCUAAGCCUCAACUUGCAGCAUCCGAGGGCUGGUGAAUUUGAAGGGUGAUUGCAAAAAGUUGCAGAAUGAGCGAGAACGUAAUUGCAGUUACUUAGCCUCCCUGUUUCUCUGAGAUGCAGGAUCAGUGAACUGGCAGGGGAAGCUGACUCGUGUGGGGAGAGGUAGCAGUCAGAUAUUUUUUUCUUUUUAGAGAAUAUAUGACUGUCAAAAAAAAAAAAAAAAACGUUGCGUGAAGCACUGGUGGAGCUAAUCUACUCGUUAGAGAGCACUGUUUUCUACACUGUUUCGACCAUGACCUACAUUAGGAAAUAAAAUUUACAUCAUGACCUAGUAUACUCAAUCAUGUAUGUAAAAAUCUAAUUUAAGUUCAUGAGUACUACCUCUUUUGCUUGGUGCAGUCUCCUCUGGUACUUUUAUUUUCUAUUCCAUUAUUUUUCAUUUAAAAAUGCUUAUUGUUUCCCACUAAGUCGAUGUAACCAGUGUGUAAUGGAUCGUAACUCACAGUUGGAAAAACAGCUAUAGAGCAUUUUCAUAUCUAGGAAGUACUUAGGAAGCUGCACCUGGGCAGAGCUACCCUUAGUCGUGCUGGAGGUGGAAGGAAGCAUGAGGAAGGGAUUGAGGGAUAGGAGAGAUAGGAUCCACCUGUGAUUAAGGAGCAAGGCGAGAUGACGAAAGGCCAAGGUGAAAAAUAAGUAGCCGUAGGGCUCAGGAGAAGGAGCGAUGCUUGUUUGGCUUGGAAAAACUUUCUGGAAUAGGGAAGGAAGUCUGGGAAGAACCCUUUGGGGUGUCUCAUGGUGCCACACAGGUGGGGUGUGUAUCACGGGCCACAGCUUGGAGUUAGGGGUGUACGUAGUGUGCGGAAGAGUGAAGAACAGAGGUCCUUGGGAGAGGAGGGAGCCGUCAGGCUGGAAAGGUCGGUUAGGAUCAAAGGGCAGUGGAAGGGUUGUAAACGGGAGGCCCGAAGAAUGUGUUCAAACCUUCAGAUGAGUUGUCAUUGGGACCACGCAAAGGUCUUCAAAAAUUAGGAGCAAUCCAGAAAACCUCUGGAGUUGGGACUCUGGUAAAGAGUCAGAGCAGGCAGGUCUGUGCAGCUGAGUGGCGGCUGCCCGCUGUGGGCGGGAGAUGGCCCGGGGCCCUCAGGCGUCCCAGUUCCCGUUCUCUCUGUUGCCUCAGUCCAGUCGAAGUCAAUUCCCUGCUCAGCCCUGCAGGCCUUUGGGUUUGUGACCUGAGUUUUCAAGAGACUCGAAGGCCAAAUAGGGACUUUGGGAUCGCGUCCCUGGCUCUGGGUGGCCACCGCAGGGAUUCGGGUAGGAGUGUGACAUGGAAUCUUAGAGCCUUGUGUGCAAAUGAUUUGUUUUGGGCAGGUGGGCAGGUGAGGAGCACUUUCUGAGUUGCUGCCGGCUGGCACUGUGAAAUAUUUUUCUGAUGACUGGAAUGGUACUAAUUAGAGACGGCUUUGGGCUGUAUUCUCUAUGGUGAAGCCAAUUUCUAGCGACCCCAAGAUCUCUCAGGCCUUGUCAUUUUCCACUUCAGGCUGACCUGGUUAGCUGGUGGCUCCUGGCACGUAUCCUCUGAGAACGAUGUCGGGGUAAUAACUUGGUGAGAUGUGAGUCAUGGCUGCCAAGUGCCGCAAGACAUUAGAUUCUCAGGAGCUUUGGUUCUGUGAGUCAGUAAUAAAGGAACGGCAAGGAGAGGGGCUGUGUCACUUCUUAUUUCCUUCUUCCUAGGAUGGGCCCGGGGGUAGGCUUCCAGGAUCCAGAGAUUGAGAAGCCAGGAUUCAUAGUGACCACGGGAUAAUUGGUUCAAGGUGUGAAUGCAAAUGACUCCUGGAGAACGAGGCUGAUUUGGGACCAGCUGAAAGGAAUAAGUUCAGAUCUCUGUGGUCUGGAGACAGUUUGGUUUACCCUGGGGGUCCAUAACUACCUGUGAUUCAGAGCCCUUCCCUGGGGGAGCCACAGGUGACAGGGACUGAAUAAGAGCCACCCUGCUUUAUACAGUGUGUAUGUAUAUCACAGUGGAAAAAACACUACCAUAUAUGAAAGGCAGCAGCAUGGCCAGCGUUCUGUCCCGGCGCCUUGGCAAGAGGUCCCUCCUGGGCGCCCGGGUGUUGGGGCCACCCGGGGCUGCCCCACCCUUGGAGCCUCAGGCAGAGCUGCUUGAGGCGGCGGCUCUCCAGCCCUUCCUUGCCUCUAAGGACACGUCCUGCCAGGAGCAGCCCAAGGAACUCCUCAAGGCUCCAGGCACCUCAGGCCUCCAGCAGGUGGCCUUUCAGCCCGGGCAGAAGGUUUGUGUGUGGUAUGGAGGUCAAGAGUGUACAGGACUGGUGGAGCGGCAUAGCUGGGCAGAGGAUAAGGUGACUGUCUGGCUGUUGGACCAGAAGUUACAAAUCUGCUGCAAAGUGGAGGAGGUGUGGCCGGCCGAGCUGCAGAGCCCCAUCCCCCAGGCGCCACCUCCUGAGCAGGGAACCCAGGCACCAGCCUACAGGCCUGUCUCCAGGAACAUCGAUGUCCCAAAGAGGAAGUCGGAUGCAGUGGAGAUGGAUGAGAUGAUGGCAGCUAUGGUGCUGACGUCCCUGUCCUGCAGCCCUGUGGUGCAGAGUCCUCCUGGGGUCGAGACCAACUUCUCUGCUUCCCGCGCGGCCUGUGACCCAUGGAAGGAGAGCGGCGACGUGUCGGACAGCGGCAGUAGCACCACCAGCGGGCACUGGAGUGGGAGCAGCGGCGUAUCCACCCCCUCGCCCCCCCACCCCCAGGCCAGCCCCAAGUAUUUGGGGGACGCCUUUGGCUCUCCCCAAACUGAUAACGGAUUUGAGACCGACCCGGACGCUUUCCUGUUGGAUGAACCAGCUCCCCGCAAAAGAAAGAACUCGGUGAAGGUGAUGUACAAGUGCCUGUGGCCCAACUGUGGCAAAGUCCUGCGCUCCAUCGUGGGCAUCAAGCGCCACGUCAAAGCCCUCCACCUGGGGGACACCGUGGACUCCGACCAGUUCAAGCGGGAGGAGGAUUUCUACUACACAGAGGUGCAGAUGAAGGAGGAAGCUACUGCCGCUGGCGGCUCCACCGUCGACCCGGCUCCCACCCCCAGCGUGACCAGCCCGCCCCUUGCCGUUCUCCCUCCGCCUCCUCCCAAAGCCCAGUCCUCAGGCCCAGAUCACCCUGGCCUGGAGUCCUACCUGCCCUCUGGUGCUCUCAGCAAGUCAGCUCCCGGCUCCUUCUGGCACAUUCAGGCCGACCACGCAUACCAGGCCCUGCCGUCCUUCCAGAUCCCCGUCUCACCGCACAUCUACACCAGUAUUAGCUGGGCCGCUGCCCCCUCUACGGCCUCCUCCCUCUCUCCGGUCCGGAGCCGGUCGCUCAGCUUCAGCGAGCCCCAGCAGCCUCCACCCGCCAUGAAAUCUCACCUGAUUGUCACUUCUUCACCCCGGGCCCAGAGCAGCACCAGGAAAGCCCGCGGGGAGGCUAAGAAGUGCCGCAAGGUGUACGGCAUCGAGCACCGGGACCAGUGGUGCACAGCCUGCCGCUGGAAGAAGGCCUGCCAGCGCUUCCUGGACUGAGCUGUCCAGCAGCCCUGCCCGGCGGCCAGAGGACAAAGGCAGACGCCUCCUAAGCCCUCAGCAGAAACCUAAAAGCUAAAGCGUGGACAUUGGGAGUUUGGGCUCUAUUGGCUAAGGUUUAAUACUUAAAACGUCUUUCCGUCCCUCACGGGAACGUUUUAUUUAAAACAAAACAAAA